This is a messenger RNA of Triticum dicoccoides, 2946 nucleotides long. RefSeq lists its product as uncharacterized. Bases 432 to 2828 code for a protein of 798 amino acids. Gene Ontology annotation, biological process: protein phosphorylation. Gene Ontology annotation, molecular function: ATP binding; protein kinase activity. NCBI's taxonomy places the organism in Eukaryota, Viridiplantae, Streptophyta, Magnoliopsida, Poales, Poaceae. The record is from RefSeq and is a predicted model, not a curated record. The transcript is spliced from 7 exons.
UUGUCAUCAUCGGGAGAAAUUGCAUACUCCUACCAGUAGAUCGUCGGGGAGAGCUCCCACCAGUAGAUCUGGAGCUGCCCCCUCCUCUCACCCAGACCGGAGCACGACGGAAGCACGGACAUCUGCACCACGCGCCGCGGUCCGCACCACCACUCGCACCAGCCACGGGGCAGGAAGGGCCCAGAUCUGGCCGGCCCCGCCCGCCGCCGCCGCCGCACACCCACCGGAAGUAGUACGACAGAGGGGCGUCGCCUCCAACCUCCACCACAACGCGCCGCAGCCCGCGCGUCAUCCUCGUGGUAACUCAUCUUCCCGUGUGUUGUCUCUGCUCGAAUCUCCCAUUCCCCUUACCAUAUAUCGCCAGACGAGUCAGGUCAACCAGUCCUGUCCUGUAUCAUCCCCAUCUCGAUCUGCACCUCGUCUCCACAACUAUGGCGGAGGCGGCGAGCAGCGACGCCAGCUCCGUACGUGCAGCGGCUGACCGGGUCAGCUUACUCCCCACUUCUCCCCCAUCGCCAUCUGAGGAGGUCACAUCAACUGAGUCAACGCGGCAUUCUGCUUCUUGCACUUCUGCUCCAUCAACGGCGCCAUCCUUCUUCCCCAGGAAGAUCGACCAUGCAAGUGCGCUGCCAAGGAAAUUCUCCUACGAUCUGUUAAAGGAAAUUACGGAUGGUUUCUCCGAGGAGCGCUUACUCGGUAGCGGCGGAUAUGGAAGAGUUUACAAGGGAUUUCUCAAAGAUGGGGAAGAAAUUGCCGUGAAGUUGCUCUAUGAGAUGCCUACACUUGAUGAUGUGCAGUUUAUGAGGGAGUUUAACAAUCUGACGAGUCUUCAACACGUUAAUAUUGUGCGGUUAGUCGGCUAUUGCCAUGAAACUCGGCCAGAGUGCGCAGAGUACGAAGGAAGAACGGUUGUUGCUGACAGGAUACACAGGGCGCUCUGUUUCGACUAUGCCCACAAUGGGAGCCUUCACGAUCAUAUUUCUGAUGAAUUUAAUGGACAUGAUUGGCGCACACGUUAUGGAAUAAUUAAGGGGAUUUGCAAUGGUUUGAAAUACCUGCAUCAGGACCUAAAUUCUCCUAUAUAUCAUCUGGAUCUAAAACCAGCCAAUGUAUUGCUGGAUAAGAAUAUGUUACCAAAGAUAGCUGAUUUUGGCCUGUCAAGGCUGUUUGGAGAAGAACAAACAAAAAUCACAAAUACUUCAUUCGGAACGCGCGGUUAUUUACCACCAGAAUACAUAGAGCAGAAAGUAAUCUCAAACAAGUUCGACAUAUACAGCUUGGGUGUUGUUAUCAUAAAGGUAAUGGCUGGACCUGAGGGCCACUCCAAAUGUGCUACCAUGUCUUCCAAGGAAUUCGUUGAACUUGGAAAUUGGAGGGCUAGGUUAGAAGCACCCCCAAUCCAUGAGCCAGGGCUAGAGGCAUAUUGUGUACAAGUAAAGACGUGCAUUGAAAUAGCCUUAAAGUGUGUGCAGGCAGAUCGGCGCAAAAGGCCGAGUAUAAAUGAUAUCAUUGAUAAGAUGAAUCAGACAGAGAAUAUGAUUCGAUUAUGGUCCCUCAACGUAUAUUCAAAGAGGCCAUAUUUUGCUCCUGAUAUAUCCGGCCUUACGAGAUUCGAGUACAAUGAUUUGGCCGUCAUGACAGACGGAUUCUCCAAACAUCUUGGAUUGGGUGCCUUUGGCAUGGUAUAUAAAGGGAGCUACAAAGACUUGAAUGGCUAUCAAGAAGUGGCUGUGAAGGAAAUAAAGAAUACUACUGAAGGAGAAGUUCAUGACUUUAUCGCUGAACUCCAGAGAAUUGGUCGAAUGAGGCUACACACAAAUCUAAUUGAGCUGAAAGGCUGGUGCUGCAGAAGAAACGCAUGGAACUUGGUUGAUUUUAUUUCUUGUUGUAGGCAACAAAGGGUUCAAUUCUUUCUUGUCUUUGAAUUUGUUCCUAAUGCCAACCUAGAGGAUCACCUACACGACAGGAAGAAAAUUCUACCAUGGCAAAAGAGGUACCAAAUAAUUAAGGGCAUAGGGUCUGCACUUCAUCAUCUUCACCACGAAUGCAAUAGAACCAUCUUGCAUGGAGAUAUCAAGCCAAGCAGUGUACUACUGGAUUUUGAUUUCAACGCCAAGCUCGGUGUCGGGCUAUCUAGGACAGCCAGUAAAAACAAUAGAAUACUAGUGGCGACUGAUACUGGGACAGAGGGGAACAUGGACCCACGUAAGUCCGACAUCUACAACUUUGGAUUCGUUCUACUAGAGAUAGCAUGCACAGGCAAGUCUAGACAGCAAGUAUGGAAGCUAUAUAGAGAGGAACCCGAGGUGAUGGAGUAUGCCGCUGACCACAGAUUAGGUGGCAUCUUCGACAAGUCGCAGAUGAAGCGUGUGAUUGUCCUGGGCCUCAGGUGCUCUCACCCAGAUGGGAGACACCGUCCUUUCAUGACAGAUGCAAUGAAAUUCUUGGAGGAUGGCAUAGAGUUGCCUCCUAUAUUGGAAAUAGAGGAACAACAAGGUUCAACAUUCUUGGGCAUUCAUUCGGCUGAGUUUUCUCAUAUAACCAUCGACAUCUUGCCCCUAGGGGACGGCAUAGAGUUGCCUCCUAUAUUGGAAAUAGAGGAACAACAAGGUUCAAGAUUCCUGGGCAUUGAGUCCGUUAAUUUUUCUAAUAUAAACACCGCCAUGUAUCUCGAAGGAGAGAAUUUUUCGAUAAGAGGAAGCAUCAGCUGGCUUAAAGUUGUAAGAGGAGGAGCCCGCUUGUGGUGGAGGUUGUAUUGUUGUGUAACUAGAAGGCUGGGGAUUUGGGAGCGAUAUACUGUUGUAGACAGCUAUCUCCCAGCUGUGUAAUAUCGGUUGCACGAUAGGUUGCACGAUAGUGCUUUUGUGUGACGGGACACAACAGCGAAGUGUCGCAUUUUUCUCUCUUUAUCAUAAGGUUUUGUUGAACAUAUUACCGCAAUCUCAA